This is a messenger RNA of Loa loa (African eye worm), 166 nucleotides long. RefSeq lists its product as hypothetical. The record is from RefSeq and is a predicted model, not a curated record. The transcript has a single exon. The annotation marks the transcript as partial. Lineage: Eukaryota; Metazoa; Nematoda; Chromadorea; Rhabditida; Onchocercidae.
UUUCAUUCUUUUACUUAGCUUAGCAUUUGCUGAUCUUAUCCAUGGUAUUGUGACAACAUCAUAUCUUUAUCCACCAAUUGUACUCAAACGACAACAUCUACCAUUAUUAUGGAUGAAAAUAUUUAAUGCUAUGGGUUGGAUUGCAUGGGCAAUUACACUCACGUAA